This is a messenger RNA of Lacerta agilis (Sand lizard), 2757 nucleotides long. RefSeq names its product zinc finger SWIM-type containing 9 (gene ZSWIM9). NCBI's taxonomy places the organism in Eukaryota, Metazoa, Chordata, Lepidosauria, Squamata, Lacertidae. Gene Ontology annotation, molecular function: zinc ion binding. The transcript is spliced from 4 exons. Bases 302 to 1921 code for a protein of 539 amino acids. The record is from RefSeq and is a predicted model, not a curated record.
CCGAGCAGGCUGCGUUGCUGGAAGCUCCAGCAGGCGGAGCUCGCGGCUCGCCUCCGUCUCCCAGCCGGAAUCAGCAAGCGGGAGACGGAGCGCCCGGGUUUGUUUCGCUGGGAGCGGGCCUGGCUCUCUGGCCGCAUCCCGGACAGGCAGAGAUCCAAGGUGUGCUGGAGGGGGUAAGGAGACAGCCGGCCAGGUUACUUUUUCUCCAAAGAGUGGCAACAAGUCUUCAUGGCAUGAUUGCCAGUGGAUACUGGAUCUCUGUAAAGAAAAGACUUUAAGCAUAUUCACUUUGGCAGAUGCCAUGGGGGACCUCGGCCUGGGCCGGGAGUUUCACACCUGGCACCAGUUCAGCACAUUCUUCGACGACUGGUGCGAAAACCACAAAGUGCUCUUCAUCAUCGCCAGCCUGAAGCCACUGAUCUCACUGCGCCAGAACCCUCCGCACUAUCAGCCCAGCCUCGCCGAGACACUCCGCUUCCGUUUCGUGCGUCUCAUCUGCAAGCACAGCGGGACCUAUGUGGGGCAGAGCACGGUGCAACGAAACCGCCUCAGUGAGAAGAUUGACUGCCCAGCCUCCAUCACUCUGCGCCUGGGCCCCAAGAAGGACCGCUUGGUGGUGAUUGAGGCCAACCUGGAGCACAACCACCGCCUCUCGGAGCUGGAGUUUGCCCAUCACUUCAAGCGGCACCAGCUGAGGGCCAGCCUAGGGCUGCCAAUCCGCAUCACCAACAGCAUCUCCAAGCGCUUUCUGGCACCUGACCUUAUCUGGAACCUGGAGGACUACAGCAAAGCCAAAGACAAGGGCAUGUGCGACCUCCUGGCUGUUCUGGACGCUCUCUUCAAGGCAGAUCCAGGGGCCAAAGUCAAACUUGUCUUCCAGGAGGAUGUGGCUGUCCUCAACAGCAUCUUCCUGGCCACCUCACACAUGCGCAAGCUUGUGCAACAUUUCCCGGCUCGCCUCUUCCUGGAGCGCGCCGCCUGCCUUGAUGCGGACUUUGAGCUCUACACUGUGCUUUGCCAAGAUGCCAAUGGGCGCGGGCGUGAGGUGGCCUACUGCCUGGCACGCCAGGGGCUGCCCGACCUCCUUAUAUUCAUUGUGGCUUCGCUGGUGCAGAGUGCCCCGGACAUCAAGUUGAGGGUGAAGGUAGUCACAGUAGGGGCUGGGGUCACAGGGCUGGACGCGGUGGAGGAGAUCCUGCCAUGUGCCCGGGUGCAGAUCUGUCGCCUGCAGGUCUUGGAGGCCCUCUACCGCAGAGCUUGCGAGCUGGCUGUGCCGAAGGAGGACCGGAUCCGCAACCUGUUGCUCAACCUGGCGAAUGCUGACUCGCCGCGGGUCUACAGCCAGUACCUGAGCGACCUGGAAGAUGUCGCCCCGCUCUCCUUUUUGCAGUACUUCCUGGAGCACUGGCACCCUCACAAGGGCAUGUGGGUAGAGUGCUGGGCCUUUGAGAAGAACGGGGAAUGCUCCUUCCUCGACCACCUUAGCACUCACCGCCGUAAGCUGCUGACAGCACUCACCCCUCCUAUGGUGUUGGCCACCUGCGUUCAGGGCCUGCUAGAUCUCCAAGCCCUGCAUGUGGAGGCUUCGGCGUUCAACGUGGCACCUGUGGCUGAGCUGUACCACACAGCCUGCCUGCCCGACAGCGCUGAUCUGGUGGCCGAGGAACUGGACCUGGUGCCCCACGCGCACUAUGAGCUCAAGGACACGCCUGAGGGCUACCUCUUGGAGGGAAGCACCUGCUCUUUCCUGGUGAGCCAGGACCUGGCCACUUGCAGCUGUUCCAUCUACAUGGCUCACCAGCUGCCCUGCCGGCACAUCUUUGCCGCACGCCUUUGGGUUGGGGAGCCUCUCUUUGACCCCUGCCUGCUUCCCACCUCACCAGAUAGGCAUCAAGACUGCACAAGCCAGGAGGAAUGCUAGCUAUGUUACCCAAGUGCCGGUCCAUUAAAGUGGUAGAACACAGUCCCGGUGACCACUUCAGUAAUAGCCACUCUGGCACGAGGGAGAUGCACCUCUUUGGGUGGAAGUGAUCCAGCCUGGGGCACUAGACAGACUACUGACCAGCCGUCGCUGGACAGAAGUCCAGUACCCAGCCAUAUGCCCAAGGUUUGGAGGGUACUACGAAGCAUCACAUGAGCACUGCCACAUUCUAGGACCAAUACUAAUGGACCGAUCGUCUUAUUCAGUAGAAGGCAGUUUCCAGUGUUCCCAGGAUGCUAGUUCAUUAUGCAAGUCAAAGCACAGCUUAAAAAAGCCAAGUUCUGACCAUUUUCAGUGAGCAGAUCUGUGUACACACUGCCUUUAAAAACAUAUGUAAAGAUUGUGCACCAAGGUAGCUCAUUUUUUUGUGAGGAAAUCUAAAUUCUGUAUACAUGACUUUAUGCAAUUUGCAGCACAAUCCUGUGCAGAGUUACAUGAACCCAUCUACUGAAAAACAGGUGUGCCUAGUUUGGCCUAGUUAAGCAUAUUCUAAUUUUGUUAGUUAUAAGAGGAGGCAGAGAGCGGUUGAAGUCGCCGAAAGGCCAUCCACCAACCAACCAACAGCAGUCCUGCUCAACUCUCCCCUAGGCUUCUUAAUUCCCCCGCCUCAAAUAUGUCCACUGACUCCAGAACGUGGAUUUUAUGGCUUGUAUUAGUUCUCCUAGUAGCCAAAUGCACAGAGCCCUAGGAAUAAGCAAUGUAUCUAAAUGGAUGGAUGUAUACCAUGCUAUCUGACUAUCUGAUCUAAUAAAUUCACUCAUUUAUUUAUUCAUUCA